Anopheles merus is the source of this 4549-nucleotide messenger RNA. RefSeq names its product DNA-directed RNA polymerase, mitochondrial (gene mtRNApol). Gene Ontology annotation, molecular function: protein binding; DNA-directed RNA polymerase activity; mitochondrial promoter sequence-specific DNA binding. Gene Ontology annotation, cellular component: mitochondrial DNA-directed RNA polymerase complex. NCBI's taxonomy places the organism in Eukaryota, Metazoa, Arthropoda, Insecta, Diptera, Culicidae. The record is from RefSeq and is a predicted model, not a curated record. The transcript is spliced from 7 exons. Gene Ontology annotation, biological process: mitochondrial transcription. The coding region runs from base 98 to 4156 and encodes 1352 amino acids.
CGUUGACAGCCCGUUUGUUUACGUUCUUUUCGUUGGUCUCGUGCUCGCCCCGAUGGUUGCGGUCGGCGGCGAAUUUCCGUGACUUUGGCUGGUAAAAAUGUUCCGAAUGCUUAAUUUGCGCAGUCUAGCACAAAGCAAGAACCGGCUGCUCGCUCACAAAAGUGGAAUCGUGCGGGUGGACGCCACCAGCAGCGUAGUGUACUGCCCGUUCCGAAAAGUGUCCCAUUUAUGUAAUCGGGAGCGAGUGCACAGUCUACUCAUAGCACGAGACAGCACAGCCGUGAACACAAAACGCGUUCACUCGACCACACCGUCAGCAGAGAUUGUAUCGACGCUCGGUGGCAAGAAGGCGAAGCGUAGGCGCUCCAAUGACAACAAAUUUACCGAACUUCUUGCAGUAAAAGAUGGUGAAACCAAAGAAACGAAAGCAACGGUCCAGAAGCUCAAGUCGAAAAAGCUAGCCAACUUUAUACACGGCCAGAUAGCGAUUGAAGCUUGCUCCAGCAGCACACCGCUGUCCGCUUACUCUACAAACAGCGACGAACUACCUCAAACGAGUAAGGCAAGCGCCACUCCUAGCCUUCCCGCAGAUAUGUCCCAUUGGAACUUUGAGGAAACGCCCGUCAUUUACAUUGGCGGCGAGAUGAAGGAGACGGACAUAUCCCCAGACGUGCUUUCGGAGAUUAUCGAAAGCGUGCAGGUGCUGAAGGAAAUACACCAAAAACGGACUCUUCGUGUGAGUGGAGCGCUAGCGCCGCAUGACGAACUAGACCCGAUACUCGAGGAAGAAGCCGGACUGCUGGAAUCAGAAGCGGGACUCGCGGAGGAAGCUGAGCUAGCCUUUGAGGAUCCGGCAGAUUUGGCCGGCACUGUGAAUGCAGCCGGCAGCUCGAGGAAGACAAAGCGUGGAGAUAAACAACAGCAGCAGAACCUCGAUGGUUUGGAAAAGGGGAAAAAGUUUUGCUCAAAGUACUACAAAACCUCCGAGAUAGAGAGUCUCGCCCGGCAGCGCAGCUUCCAGAUGACACUGAACGCUUACCUGGACAUCUGCAUCACGACCGGCAUGGUAAAUCGGGCGUACGCAACCACGCUCAACUAUCGCCACAAGCGCAAACGCCGGGAGUUUGACGUUGGCACGUACAACCAGCUGAUUCAUGCGUAUGCCGGCAAAGGAAACUUUACGCGUGUGAAGGAAAUUGUGCGCGUGAUGGGCGAGGACACGAUCGUAGCGAAUGCACAAACGUACGCAGGUAUACUGGAAUGUCUGGGACGAUUGGAACCGACGGAGGAGGUACUGCGGCAGGCGAAACUGUUCGUUGAUGAGGCGCACAGAGCCGGAUACUCCAUGAACGCAAUACUCGAUCAGAGCAAAUUUGCGUACGAUCAGCGUGACGUGGUGUUGACGCUCUGUCGUCGACUGGAACCGGACUAUUGCCCCGAGUAUCGGGCACCGAUUCUGACCUAUAACAAUCACCUGCUGAAUGCUCUAAACGCAAACGUGUUGCCAAUUGGAAGACAACCCCCGGUGGACGAGGUUUGCGCUGGAUCGGAAAUUAUGACAUCGAAAGCCGGCUUCCGGAGGGAGGAGCUGCAACAGAUGGCUCAGCAGCAGGUGGAUCUGGAAUUGAGCGGAUACUUGACGGUAAAAAGCAUCGAAAAGUUUCCUCCACCAACGGAGCAAGUUAUGCAGUAUCGCAAAGAACUGGAGGAAUUGAAAAAGGUUUGGUCAAAGCAGAUCGCAAUGGCUUUCCAUCGGGACUUUAACACCCUGAAAGCGAUCACGGAAACCAAAUCGUCCCGUACGAUCAAUCUAUUUCCCUACCUGAAAGCCCUCUCGGUAGCACAGUACACGGAGAUCCUACUCGACGAGGUACAGAUGCUACUGGAAGGCUCGGACACAUUCAGCUUUGUAAUGUCACACCUGCACCGGGAGCUGGGCCGCAAAGUGGAGUCUCGCUACCACGUCGAGCAGAAGCGAAUGAACGGAGUGCUGGGAAAGACGUGUGAAAUUUACGACCGGUACACGGCCGCCCUGGCCGAGGGACGAUCGAGCGACAAUCCGAGGCAGCUGUGGCAGCGGUUGGUGCACGAAACACGCAGCUCCGGCCCUAGCAUGGACAUACAGAGCGUGGCGUGGCCCAAGGCGGCCGUGAUGGGCGUCGGAAAGUUCCUGUACAACAUUCUUAAGUGUGAUUUAAAGAUCAACGUGAACGCGACGAACAAAGCGAAUCGAAAGGUGAAGCUUGUGCCGGCGUUUUAUACGCUCUUCCGGUACGAGGCAAAGAUGGCGAAGGAACAGAUUAAACCGCACCCGGUGCUGAUGAAGCUGUACAGGAAAUCGCAGCCGGAUACACUGAAGUUCGACGUAAAUCUUGUCCCGAUGCUGUGUCCGCCGCAGCCUUGGAGCACCCCCCGGAACGGUGGCUACAUCCUGGCCGAGUCGGAUCUCAUUCGAUUGCCCCAUCAGGCGCACCAGCAGACGGAGCGUAUCGAUGACGCAGAUCCGCAGGAUAUGUAUCCAACGCUCGAUGCGCUGAACCAGCUGGCCAGCAUACCGUGGGUCGUCAACGGGCAGAUACUGGACGUGAUCGUGGAGGUGUUUAAUAACGGAGGCAACGCAAAGCUGGACGUACCGGAACCACCGUCCUCGUUGCCACCGGUCACCGAGACGGUCCCGCGGAGCGAGAUGAGUGGGUACGAAAAGUACCAUCUGCUACGAAAGCGUCUCUACCAUCGGCGAAAGCAGGGCGACAUGUAUAGCUUGUGGUGCGAUGCGCUGUACCGUCUCUCGCUGGCGAGUCACUAUCGGGAUAAGGUGUUCUGGUUGCCGCAGAACAUUGACUUCCGGGGUCGGGUGUAUCCGAUUCCGCCCCAUCUAAACCAUCUCGGGCACGAUCUCGCCCGCUGUCUGUUGGUGUUUCAUCAGAAGAAACCGCUCGGGCCGGAUGGUUUCCGAUGGCUGAAGCUUCACUGCAUUAAUCUGACGGGGCUGAAGAAGCGUGACUCGGUGGAGGAGAGGCUACGGUACGCGGAUGAGAUAAUGGACGACAUACUGGACUCGGCCGAUCGACCGCUGACGGGGCGAAUGUGGUGGAGCAACUCGGACGAACCGUGGCAAACGCUCUCCUGCUGCAUGGAAAUAGCGAAGGUGCAUCGAUGUGCCGAUCCGGAAAAGUUUGAAAGUGGCUUCCCGAUCCAUCAGGAUGGUUCCUGCAACGGAUUGCAGCACUAUGCCGCGCUGGGUCGCGACACGCCCGGUGCGAUCAGUGUCAACCUAGCGCCGGCCGAGGUGCCCCAGGAUGUGUACAGCGCAGUGGCGGCACUGGUGGAGGAAAACCGUGCCCGCGAUGCGCAGAACAACGUGAAGGUGGCGGCCGUCCUGGACGGUUUCAUCCGGCGCAAGGUGAUCAAACAAACUGUGAUGACGACGGUGUACGGCGUGACACGGUACGGCGCGCGGAAGCAGAUCGCCCGCCAGCUCGAGUACAUCGACGAGUUCCCGAAGGAGUGGAUCUGGCCCGCCUCGAGCUAUCUGACGGUGAAAACGUUCGAUGCACUGAGCGAGAUGUUCACCUCGGCCAAGGAAAUACAGGACUGGUUCACCGACUGUGCCCGGUUGAUAUCGGCCGUCUGUGCGCAGAACGUGGAGUGGGUGACGCCCCUCGGGCUGCCCGUCGUGCAGCCGUACAAUCGGGCGGAUCGACCGGUGGCCUCCAGCAAGUCCGCCCAGCUGCCGGAACACUUUGCGAUGGAUUCGUACGAGAAGCCCAACAUCAUGAAGCAGAAGAACGCGUUUCCGCCCAAUUUUGUGCAUUCGCUCGAUUCCAGCCACAUGAUGCUGACGUCGCUGUACUGCGAGCGGGCCGGGCUAACGUUCAUAUCCGUGCACGAUUGCUACUGGACGCAUGCCUGCACUGUUCCCACGAUGAACCGGAUUUGUCGCGAGCAGUUUGUAGCGCUGCACUCCGAACCGAUUCUGGAGGAUUUGUCUAAGUUUCUGGUACAGAAGUACAGCUACGAUGAGAAUGAAAUCAGCAACGAUGGUUCGGUUAUUGAUCUCACCAAGCGCAAGCUGAACCGCAUCCUGCAGCAGUGUCCCGAUAAGGGCGACUUCGACCUACGCAAAGUGCUUGAUUCGGUGUACUUCUUCAGCUAGAAAGCAAUCACGCCAAACUUAAAGGAUUGGUCUAGUCAAGCCGGAUCCCAAAAAGAAUCCCAGCUCUCGUGCGGAUGCGCGGUUCCGAUUCCGUGUGGUUCCCAGCAUGCCCAGUAUUCCUAUGCCUAAUGUCCGUUCGCUUUCCGCGCAUACUUAACAUACUAGCCAUUGAUGGACCGGAAAGGAACAUACACACGGCCUCCUCUCCUGCCCCAGUGAGUUUUCCAGUUCAGCGAAGUAAGUUUAUUUUAAAACUUGAAUCAACCGUUGGACGCGCGAGGACAGUUUUUCAGCCGUUGACUAUUGUCAACGCACGUGCUCGAUAGGUUUAGUUGAUUGAUUGGUGAUUUUUGUACGUCUGCCCGUUAGAUAGUGACUCAGCAAACCGUUUAA